This is a messenger RNA of Trichechus manatus latirostris (Florida manatee), 7478 nucleotides long. RefSeq names its product NEDD4 like E3 ubiquitin protein ligase (gene NEDD4L). Lineage: Eukaryota; Metazoa; Chordata; Mammalia; Sirenia; Trichechidae. The transcript is spliced from 29 exons. The coding region runs from base 1145 to 3649 and encodes 834 amino acids. The record is from RefSeq and is a predicted model, not a curated record. Gene Ontology annotation, biological process: protein polyubiquitination; regulation of dendrite morphogenesis; negative regulation of potassium ion transmembrane transport. Gene Ontology annotation, cellular component: cytoplasm. Gene Ontology annotation, molecular function: protein binding; sodium channel inhibitor activity; ubiquitin protein ligase activity.
UGUAGUCUGAAUGUAAUCCAUCAUGAAUGCUUUGCCCAGUGGAGACAAUGCCCCCUUCACCUCUCCCUCCCUGCCCUGUCCUCUUUUAAAUAUGUGGUUCUCAGCAAAGACUAAUUAGACUGAUAAAAAUGAGUAAAUAAUAGGUGCAACAAGACUAGCCUUUACACAUUCUUGUUGGUCAUAGAACAGUUCAGAGACUCUGAUGGAGAUGGUCAAGUGUCACCCCAUUAAUGCCAUACCAGACAAACUGUCACUGUUCAGUUCCUGUAGGUUGAGCAAUGGAUAAACUCAAAGUCUUUUUGUUAACUCUCCCUGAGAAAUGACCUCGUCUGUACCUGUAUUUGCUUAAGGUGAUGGUUGAUAGAGAACUGUGAAUAAGAUUUCCAUCUCUGAGUUCUUUAAGCCCAGUUGAAAUCAACAUAGGCUUGGAGAUCUGCUACAAUCUCUCUAUUAGAGAUAACUGGGGCAGACUCCCAGAAAAGGAAAACAGAAUUUCCAGCACUGGGUUUCAUGUUGAAAAUGAGACAGCAAUUAAAAAGCUUUUCUCUCAGAAGUUUUGCAAAAUCAGAUUGGAUUUUUUACCAAAAUUUCUUGGUGACUUCUCAGGAGAGCAGAGAUUUGUGGAUUUUUGCUGAAUAUCUUGACAUCUGUUAGGCCCCUGAAGAGUCUUAGAAGGGUCUGAUUUCAUUCCAGUAAACAGGCUCUGUGUUCCAGCUGUGAAUUUCAUGCAGAGUUUCUUCGGUGUCUAAUAAGUCCAAGAUAGGUGAGGUCACCCUUCAAUUUUUUCCCACGAAGGUAAUCUUUCGGAUGCAGAUGAGAUGUUUGUGAGUCAACAGCUUGGAUCUCCCAGGUGGUUUUUCCUUCUGGACUUUUCAUAGUCAAUGAAAACUACUGACCCUUCAGUGAUCCAUAUGUGAAACUUUCAUUGUACGUAGCGGAUGAGAAUAGAGAACUUGCUUUGGUACAGACAAAAACAAUCAAAAAGACGCUGAACCCUAAAUGGAAUGAAGAAUUUUAUUUUCGAGUAAAUCCAUCUAAUCACAGACUCCUUUUUGAAGUAUUUGACGAAAACAGAUUGACAAGAGACGACUUCCUGGGACAGGUGGACGUGCCCCUGAGUCAUCUUCCGACAGAAGAUCCAACCAUGGAGCGACCCUAUACGUUUAAGGAUUUUCUCCUCAGACCAAGAAGUCACAAAUCUCGAGUUAAGGGAUUUUUGCGAUUGAAAAUGGCCUAUAUGCCGAAAAAUGGAGGUCAAGAUGAAGAGAACAGUGACCAGAGGGAUGAUAUGGAGCAUGGCUGGGAAGUUGUUGACUCCAAUGACUCGGCUUCUCAGCACCAGGAGGAGCUUCCUCCUCCCCCUCUGCCCCCCGGGUGGGAAGAAAAAGUGGACAACUUAGGCCGUACUUACUAUGUCAACCACAACAACAGGACCACUCAGUGGCACCGACCAAGCUUAAUGGAUGUGUCUUCCGAGUCAGACAACAACAUCCGGCAGAUAAACCAGGAGGCCGCCCACCGGCGGUUCCGCUCCCGCAGGCACAUCAGUGAGGACUUGGAGCCCGAACCCACAGAAGGGGGAGAUGUCCCUGAGCCGUGGGAAACCAUUUCAGAAGAAGUGAAUCUCACUGGGGACUCACUCAGCCUGACCCUGCCACCCCCACCGGCCUCCCCUGUGUCUCGGACGAGUCCUCAGGAGCUGUCAGAGGAACUGAGCAGAAGACUUCAGAUCACUCCAGAUUCCAAUGGGGAACAGUUCAGCUCUUUGCUUCAAAGAGAGCCCUCCUCAAGACUGAGGUCAUGCAGUGUCACGGAUGCGGUGGCUGAGCAGGCUCAUCUACCACCGCCAUCAGUGGCCUAUGUACACACCACGCCGGGCCUCCCUUCAGGCUGGGAAGAAAGGAAAGAUGCUAAGGGACGUACAUACUAUGUCAAUCAUAACAAUCGAACCACAACAUGGACGCGCCCUAUCGUGCAGCUUGCAGAAGAUGGCGCGUCUGGAUCAGCUACAAACAGUAACAACCAUCUAAUCGAGCCUCAGAUCCGGCGGCCUCGUAGCCUCAGUUCACCAACAGUAACUUUAUCUGCCCCACUGGAGGGUGCCAAGGAUUCACCCAUACGUCGAGCUGUGAAAGAUACCCUUUCCAAUCCACAGUCCCCCCAGCCAUCACCUUACAACUCCCCCAAACCACAACACAAAGUCACACAGAGCUUCUUGCCACCCGGCUGGGAAAUGAGGAUAGCUCCAAACGGCCGGCCUUUCUUCAUUGACCACAACACAAAGACGACAACCUGGGAAGAUCCACGCCUGAAAUUUCCAGUACAUAUGCGGUCAAAGGCAUCUUUAAAUCCCAAUGACCUCGGCCCGCUUCCUCCUGGUUGGGAAGAAAGAAUUCACUUGGAUGGCCGAACAUUUUAUAUUGAUCACAAUAGCAAAAUUACUCAGUGGGAAGAUCCAAGGCUGCAGAAUCCAGCUAUUACUGGUCCGGCUGUUCCUUACUCCAGAGAGUUUAAGCAGAAAUAUGACUACUUUAGGAAGAAAUUAAAGAAACCCGCUGAUAUUCCAAAUAGAUUUGAAAUGAAACUUCACAGAAAUAACAUAUUUGAAGAGUCUUAUAGGAGAAUCAUGUCCGUGAAGAGACCAGAUGUCCUAAAAGCUAGACUGUGGAUUGAAUUUGAAUCAGAGAAAGGUCUGGACUACGGGGGCGUGGCUAGAGAAUGGUUCUUCUUACUGUCCAAGGAGAUGUUCAAUCCCUACUAUGGUCUCUUUGAGUACUCUGCAACGGACAACUACACACUUCAGAUCAAUCCCAAUUCAGGCCUCUGUAAUGAAGACCAUUUGUCCUAUUUCACUUUUAUUGGAAGGGUUGCUGGUCUGGCAGUAUUUCAUGGGAAACUCUUAGAUGGUUUCUUCAUUAGGCCAUUUUACAAAAUGAUGCUGGGAAAGCAGAUAACGCUGAAUGACAUGGAAUCCGUGGACAGUGAAUAUUACAACUCUUUGAAGUGGAUAUUAGAAAAUGAUCCCACUGAGCUGGACCUCAUGUUCUGUAUAGAUGAAGAAAACUUUGGACAGACAUACCAAGUGGAUCUGAAGCCCAAUGGGUCAGAAAUAAUGGUAACAAAUGAAAACAAAAGGGAAUACAUUGACCUCGUCAUCCAGUGGAGAUUUGUGAACAGGGUCCAGAAGCAAAUGAAUGCCUUCUUGGAGGGAUUCACAGAACUACUUCCUAUUGAUUUGAUUAAAAUUUUUGAUGAAAAUGAAUUGGAGUUGCUGAUGUGCGGCCUUGGUGACGUGGAUGUGAACGACUGGAGACAGCAUUCUAUUUACAAGAACGGCUACUGCCCAAAUCACCCCGUCAUUCAGUGGUUCUGGAAGGCAGUGCUGCUGAUGGACGCCGAGAAGCGCAUCCGGUUACUGCAGUUCGUCACGGGGACAUCCCGAGUACCCAUGAAUGGAUUUGCUGAACUUUACGGUUCCAAUGGUCCUCAGCUGUUUACAAUAGAGCAAUGGGGAAGUCCUGAAAAACUGCCCAGAGCUCACACUUGCUUUAAUCGCCUUGACUUACCUCCAUACGAAACCUUUGAAGAUUUACGAGAGAAGCUUCUCAUGGCUGUGGAAAAUGCGCAAGGAUUUGAAGGGGUGGAUUAAACGCUCCCUGCCUCGGGGUGGUCGUUCAUCGAGCAAGUUCUGCUCACACUUUUGCAUUUGCCUAACAGACUUUUGCAGAGACAGUGGCGGAAGCACAGCUGCGCAGCAUGGCUCCUGGAGCAGAGCCUUCUCCUGUGCACGUGCCCAAGUGCAGACGUGGGAGCCGGUCCCAGCGUGUGCUCCUUCCUGCAUUCUCCACCACAAAUUAUCAACUGGUUGACGUGUACGCUAAUUACAUUUCAGGAGGACUUACUCUAUUUAUGUUGUGCCUCUGUAGGCAAAGCCCUUAAUAAAUAUUUUACAUACUUUCUAAUGACAAUGAAUGGAAUUAAUCACUCUACAGGUAUAGUAUUACAGCUCAUGUUUACUUUUUUAAAUGAUUCAGACCGAUUUUCAGAUUUUAUUUCAUUACGAUUAAAGAUGUCUCCUGUACUUGGAAAGUAAGCUUUUUUUUUUUUUUUUGUAUUUGAAUUUCAUACCAAGCUUCUUGUCAGUGACGUUUUUAUUUUUGAAGUCCUUUGACACUCCCCCCACCCAACUUUAUUAGAAUCAGAAGACUGAUUUUUGUCCAGAAACCUGCAGACAAGUACUUUGAGAGACUCUCCAGUGGAACAUUAGGCAUAAUGAUAUUUUUCUCCAUACUAGAGAGGAUGAGAACAAACUGGAUAUUACAGGUUUUUUGUUGUUUUUUUUUUUUGUAUAAACUUAGCUUAAUAGCUACAGGCUGAGAGAACUGUAAUAUAGCAUGACAAAUUUUGUGUUGACUUGAAAGGAAUCACACCAUUAUUCCUUAGAAGUAAUUACGUGUGCUGUAACACAUUUGAGACAGGGUUGGACUGUCCAUUCUCCUAGGAGAAAUUGCUUAACCCUUCCUGACGCUGUACAGUCAUCCUUUUAUUAUAUUUUCCUCUUUGCUGUUUGUUGUAGAGACAUUCUUGAAUGAAACUUGGCACUGCUCGAUUUGAAACUGUGGAAACCAGAUCCGUCUUGUCUCCUGUUUAUAUGCGUUUGCUAAAGGUCGCUGAAUAACUCAUUUUCGUUCUGACUGCACCAAUUCUGAAGGCACUUUAUGUACCACAUGGAGGUCAUGUCUGGUUUUGUUUUCGUUUUUUAUUAUAACCAUUAAAUGUGAUGAUGAUUUCUUCUCCCUGCACACGUCUUUCCGGUACGAUAUCUAUCCAUUGUGAAUCUGGCUGCUGAUGAUGUAUAAAACCCAGAUGUAAAGCUGAGCCUGCAGACCUGUCCUCACUGAUUGUUUUGUGAUUUCUACUCAACUACCGAGAUUUAUUUAAUAUACAGUUAAUCUAACCGAGUUUUGUUACCUAUGACAUGUUGCAUGCUUAAAUACUAUGUACUGAGUUGUACCUACCGUGCGCUACAUGGAACAUGAGAGAGAAGAUUUGAUUUGCUCCACUAAGUCCAGCGGUUAGGCUGGUAGUGGUACAGGGCCGAGGAUACCUGCGCAUUUGGGUUCUCUUCCACUUUGGAAGUCUGUGAAGUCUUUGUUCCAGAAUUCUGUCGUGUUUUCAGAGAAUGUCUGAGACAGUAGUGUCUGCUGUCGUGAUUUCCUUUUUAGCCAGUAUUGUCCUAUACCCUGUCGUGGCAGUUAAAGACACUAGAGAUUUGAUCUCUUCCCAGUUGUAGAGAAGACAAAAAGCUGUGGUUUCAGGAGCUCCAUUGGUUACCUAAGAAGGACCGUUUGGUGCGAGAAAAUGCUAAUUACCCAGCUUUGGGUGGCUUGGGAGAAGCCAUGGAUGUUUGCAGUCAUAAAUGAGUUAUCUGAAGUGGUGCAGAGGCCUGAGAUUUCUCAGAGAUGGUGGAUUUCUACAGAGCCAAGUACUGCUUCCCUUUUCAUAUUGGUUUAAAAACAUCCAGUGGUAAUCAGAAAACUUAGAUAUCAAGUAAUUAUCAAGAACAAUAUUGUUCAUUAUUUUUACUUGUGGGACUUUUUGCCCUAUGGUCAGUGUAGCAAAUGUCUCAGUGGAAAAAUCCCCCUUUUGUGACGCUCAUAGUCCAGAAUGUUUUCUUUUCAGGAAUUGUGCCAAAGGCCGAGUUGAGCAGCAUGCUUUGAUGGUUUUUGAGAGUGAUCAUAAAAUUAUAGGGAGAGCAAUCCAACAAUUGUAGUCUAGGAACCAGGAUCCCUCUGUCAUUCUGUAAAUUGUGUAGUCAGAAAAGAAUAUCCACUAAAAGCAAAUUAGGCAAAGUAUUGAAAGUGUGAAAGAAAAAUCAUUCCAAGAUAACUUCUAAACCAGGAACAGAUAAGAAUUAUCAGAACAUACCCCUAUGAAUACUUGAAGGAUAACAAUUGUGAAUGGCAAUUCCGUUCCUCUACCCUUUAGUAAUACCUGAUUUUAAUGAGAACCAAAUAUUGCUGGGCUUGGGGAUCUUUUUUAAGUCAAAAUAAGGUUCACUGUUCGUUAGCAGUUCUCAGUGUUUCACUCUUCGUCUGAAAUAGUCGUGGAUCUUGUUUUUGCUAAAUCUUGACGACCAUUUCCCAUCUUCAGGACGUAAUUGCGGGUGACAGGUGAGGAAAUGUGCAGCCUAAAGAGUGGGUUGCUUGGUCAUUCCCUGGGCAUCUGCCUACCCCACCAUCCGGCCCAGGGAGAAGGAAGGUGUUGCCUGUUCUAGGGUGUCCUGAGCAGCCCACGCUACUCUGAAAUCCAGGGUCUUUCUAGCCUCCAUUUUCUCCCAAGCCACAGGAAUUACCUUCAUCCAAAUUCCUUAGUUCCCUGCAGCAGGGACAGUCGUUAUGGACUCGUUUACCAUGAGGUUAAGAAGUUCCAAAUCAUGAUAAAGGUCUGUGAACAUCAGUUAUCACGGCUGCCCAGAGGUCCUGAGUAUUCCUAUCCCUACCUCUUGUUGGCCUAAGGAUGAAUUUGGAAAUCCGCCUGGUGGGAUUAGCUCAGAUGGUGUGCUCCUUUUCUACCUGCUGCCUUCUGGAAUGGUAAAUGAUGAGGCAUUUGGCUAUGUUAAAGCUGUAUUCCAUUUCAUUGCUUUUGUCUUUUUUGCCUGAAACAUGACCGUAGUUUAUUUUUCUGUAGCAAGUCUUCUAACAAGUCACAACAGUGUACAAUGUGUAUUUAAUUUUUGUUUCCAAGGCUCUUUGCUAGCCACCACCAGAGAUUCCCUAAGGUCAGAUGGUAAAUGAUGUAAAAGCCGCUUUACAUGAAUUAUUCCUCCCACUUAAGGACCUGGUGACAGACUUUGAAAAAUGGUUUGCAAAAUAUUUGAACCACUCUGUAGCUCACAUUGUUAAAGAGACCACAUGUACCAUUGUUGUUUGAUCUUGCCAGAUCCAAAUUGGGUGUCUUGAAAGCCAAGUUCAUAUGCAGCAAAUCACUAAUUAUUGUUAACAGUUACUGAUGGUUUAAGAGUUGACUCUAGUAUUUCCCUAAGAGUCUUGUAUCUCACUUCUGGAAUUUUAACAUCUAUGAAGAGAGCCUGGGUUAAUCUAUUCUUGAGCCCCUACCACCGAGCUAGCUCUCCUCUUCCUUUGCCUCUCUCCUCCAGGGCCUGAUUCUGUCCCCCGACUAGGAAGGAGAGGUGGGGAGGUGCUGUCUGGCGUCAUUUUCUGACUUGCCAGUAGGAGGUGCUGCUGUGCAGGGUAACUACCCGCCAGCUCUCUUCCCAACCCCCAGAAGACCAAGCACUACCUCUGUCUUUCAGGCUUUGGGGUAUGUCCUGAGAAUUCAUGUCAAAACUGCCAACUUCAGGUCUGAGAUGCAUUUAAAAAAUCCUUAUGAACCCCACUUUGUACUUUAGAUUUUAAACCUGGGAAGAAAAUGUGAUAUACUUUGGACCACUUUUUUUUUUUUUUUUUUUUUCUAUA